GUUUCGAAACGGUGAAACUGUGAUCUCUGCUCCUUUAUAACUCCCCUCACUCUCCACUCUCCACCAAAAUAAUCAGACUUUGGGACUUCUUACCAUACCAACGAAAGUACUCAGGUUCGUGUUGAUAAUUCGAGAGUAGAGGAUGGGUCGUGGAGUUAGUGCUGGUGGUGGGCAGAGUUCUUUGGGCUACCUGUUUGGAGGUGGAGAGGCACCUAGCAAUCCACCAGCUGUUCAGAACCCGGAAAAGGUUCCCAAUAAUGCACCUGCUCCAAAGCCCGUUGCUGCACCCCCUGCGGAUAACACUAAGCAAGCUCCUGCAGGAAUCCUCAGCAGCAACGCAAACAACUAUGUUCGUGCAGAUGGUCAGAACUGUGGCAACUUUCUUACGGAAAGGCGCUCGACCAAGGUUCAAGCUGCACCUGGCGGUGGCUCUUCACUAGGUUAUCUAUUUGGUGGUGGAAGCAAUUGAUGCCCUCAAGCUGCGCUGCAGCUUUCCAGAAUAUAAAUGUCCUAAAUAUCUGAACUUAAGAGUAAAUUUGAUAUUGUUCAUUUGGAGUUGUAUUUGAUACAUUUUGUCAUUGCCUAAAAACUGUGAGAAGAUUAGAAAUGCUAUCCAAAAUGUAUUUGAUACAUUGUCAUUGAUGGAACAUGUUCCUUCUUGGCAUUCUAUGCAAAUCUGCUUGGAAUCUUUUGCAA
Molecule: messenger RNA, 696 nt
Organism: Ipomoea nil (Japanese morning glory)
Lineage: Eukaryota; Viridiplantae; Streptophyta; Magnoliopsida; Solanales; Convolvulaceae
Product: protein SPIRAL1-like 3
Exons: 3
Coding region: 143-469 (108 amino acids)
Biological process (GO): cortical microtubule organization
Cellular component (GO): cortical microtubule, transverse to long axis
Source: RefSeq, a predicted model, not a curated record